Molecule: messenger RNA, 702 nt
Organism: Symbiodinium necroappetens
Lineage: Eukaryota; Dinophyceae; Suessiales; Symbiodiniaceae
Source: the annotation of a GenBank genome assembly
AUGGCGCAGCUUCGCUUUGCCGCACUUUGUCUACUCGCCUUGGGACAUGCCGGCUUCGCCUUCAUCUUGCUGAUCAUCCUUCUCCUCCGGCUGUGGGAAGGUGAUGUGCUGGUCCAGUGCGGCUUUGGUGGUCGGCCCUAUGUGGACUUCAAAUGCAUCUGCGGAGGAACACUGCCUUACAUCUGCUGGAUCUCAGAGAGCUUCAAUGGCAUCUGGGGCGACGGCGAAGGCAUGGAGCCACGGGUAGUGUGGCAAUCUUGGCUUUGGUUGCUUCUGUCACUGGGUCCUGCAGCAGAGGGCUCCCUACUGAUCCGAGCGCGGGAAUGCUGGCGUGACAUCUUCGUCGGUACCAUGAGCUGGGGAUACCUGCUGUUAGCCCUGCUGCCAGACACGUUGCCAGGCGACUACCUUUGGCUUCACUCCGGGACCGCAUUGCUGGCGCUGGGGACAGCCUUUCUCUUCCAGUUCCUUCUGCCCUGGCGCUGCCUAGGCAUGACGCUGAUGGCCUACAUUGGCUACUACUUUGUGCUCAGCGAGUUUGCGAUUUUGCAGGGCGCGAGCCGACACUUCACAUACGACUGGACAUUCACCCCUGGGGUGCUAAUGGAGCCUGGGUCCCUCGUAAUGGUGAUUUUGGAAUGGACCUUGGCCUUUGGUGCAAUCACCGUUGUGAUCACGUACUGCUGUCAUGAGGCCAAGAAG